This is a messenger RNA of Cheilinus undulatus (humphead wrasse), 1017 nucleotides long. RefSeq names its product microfibril-associated glycoprotein 4-like. The transcript is spliced from 7 exons. Gene Ontology annotation, biological process: elastic fiber assembly. The coding region runs from base 126 to 839 and encodes 237 amino acids. The record is from RefSeq and is a predicted model, not a curated record. NCBI's taxonomy places the organism in Eukaryota, Metazoa, Chordata, Actinopteri, Labriformes, Labridae.
AUCCUGAGUCCUUUCUUCUACCCCACAGCCCGAUACAUCAGAGCUGCACUGGCUAUGGGAGAGCCAUCACAGUCCUUAAAUACAGAUUCUGAUCUUCAUCAGCUCACUUCAACUCAGACUUCACCAUGAAGCUGGUUCCAGUCCUCAUCUGUCUCCUAGCUCCUCAGCUGAUCAGCUGUUUGCCCUUAAUGCCGUUCGACUGUAAUGAUAUACAUAACUAUGACAACAGCCGACCCAACGGAGUGUACACCAUCUACCCCAUCGGAUCCACGUCUGCUGUCCAGGUGUACUGUGACAUGGACUCACUGGGAGGAGGAUGGACGGUGUUCCAGAGGAGGAUGGAUGGCACGGUGAACUUCUACAGACCCUGGGAUCCGUAUAAGAUAGGCUUUGGGAGCGCUGCUGGAGAGUACUGGCUCGGUCUUGAGAAUAUUUUCCAUCUGACUGUGAGGAGGAGGUACGAGCUGCUGGUGGACAUGGAGGACUUUGAUGGAAACACGGCAUUUGCUCGUUACACCUCGUUCUCCAUCGACUCUGAGACAGACGGAUACACCUUGCAUGUCUCUGGAUUCAUUGAUGGAGGCGCCGGAGAAGGUCUGGCCUUUCACAAUGGAAUGAAGUUCUCCACCUUUGACAAAGACCAGGACUAUUCGAAUUACAACUGUGCUGAAAAUUUCUUGGGGGCGUUCUGGUUUAGUAACUGUCUUCACACCAAUCCAAACGGAGUUUAUCGCUGGGGGCCCAGUAGUCACAGUUUUCUAGGGCUGGAGUGGUACCAUUGGAAAGGCCCAAACUACUCUCUGAAGAGCUUCAGCAUGAAGAUCCGUCCUGCUCAGUAGAUCACCAGGACCAAUCAGCUGAUCAUCAACAUGAUCUCUUUAGAUGGUAAAGACCAGCCUCUCUGAUCAUGUAGAAGGAGCUCCACAAGGAGACCAGAAGGUUUUCUAAAUCCGGUUUCGUUGAGCUCUGAACACCUGUUGGUUCUUACCUGAUGAUAAUAAAUGAGCAGAAACUGUC